UUUGUUUGAUUUGUUUUUGUUUUUUUCAUAAGAACCUUUUAGAAUUGUUCCAAAUUCUAGGACUUCAGCCCUGUUCCAGCAUAAAUGCCUUUAACAUUAAGAUGUGGGAUACUGGAUUCAGUAGCUUAGAGUAUUUGCCUCUCAUCUUCCUACAUUUCUUUAAAAGUUGUAUGCAGAAGCUGAAUUGACAUGGGUAUCUAAGUAUCUUCCUGUCUCUGUUGACAAAGAUAGUGCUGUAAUGUAAGGUCAUAAAUCUGUUGCUGUGUUCAGGCUCUGGAUAAAAGUAGUAUUUUUUUACAACAGGUUACUACUACUUUGACUAUUUAAGCAUGAGUAUGUAGCUAGUAGUUUCCCAGAUAGGUCUAAUAUUCCAUAUUCUAAUAUUCUGCUUUUUCAUGUGCAUUUUUUAGCAAGUCUACUUUAUUUUCUAGUAUUUAUCCAUAAAAUCUGUUCACUGCCCAGGUUCAGUCAAGGAGCUGGACAUGUAUCUUGACUUAGCAUUGCAGUUAGGCAAAAUCAGUAAGACCAUGCAUUUAGUUUGCUGAUUGGUCCCACCGAGAUGCUUGCAGAGAAGCCCUUACUUCUUCUGUUGUGCAGUUUGCAUAUCUGGGUCCCAGGAUGCGCGGUUUCCUGGAAAAAUAAAGUAUUCAAUAUUAGUAGGAAGGUCAUUUAGGGACUUCUAAGGACAGAAUUUGAUAGCUUAUGCUCUAAACCAUAUUUUAUAUAAUGUCAGAUUCAGACUAGCUGUGUGUCAAGUUUGCUUAGUUUCAUCUCAAUGUAGGCUUUGAGAAGAAGGAAAAAUUUUGUGUAUUUUGUUCCCUACACCCACCUCCAAAUCUCUUGUACCUCCUGCGCUUUUGUUUGUGGAGUUUCUUUUGCCGUCUCCUUCCACCCCCACCUUUGAGGGAUUCUACUGCUUCUCAUUUUGUAUCUGUCCCACAAGAUUCUGAGGAACAGCUGUGAAAUCUUGCAUUCUUGUUGAUCCCUGACUGGUGAAAUGAGACUGAAAAUACUGUUGAGAAAACGACAAAAUGAGUAGUCGUCGAAAACGCGCGCCUCCAUCAAAAAUAGAUGAGGAGAAGAAGAAAAAGCUCUGCUGGAAUAUGCAUGAAGAUCGGAAAAAUGAGAUGAUAACAGAUGAUGAAAUGACUAAUGAGGACCACGUUCCAGGUCCAAGCACUACUUCUGCAUCCUUCAUUGUUAUAAAUGAUGAUAGCACUGAUGAUCUCAUUCAAAAAGAAGCCAGUGGCUCAAAAUCUGUUAAGUUUUUGACGGUGAACGAUGAAGAAGACUCUUAUUCCAUCUUGACUCCUGUGUCAGUACAGCUAAAUAUUAUAGUCUUGCCAUACCGUGCGGAUGGGUGCUGGAAAGCUUUGUUGGGAGAAUUUGCUCUUCAUCUUCCUUCUGAGCAAAUUCUAACAGAUGAAUUCCAUGAAAGGAGCUUUACUUUGAUGAGAGGAGACUCUGAUGAUCAGCUGCAUGUCUGUGUUCAUGAAAGAAGUGAAGAAGAGUACAGUUAUGAAACAAAAGAAUACCUGGGUGCUUAUGAACAACGUAUUUUGGUGGAAACAACUCUAGAAGGUGAAAUAUUGGAAGGCUUGAGAUGGUUGCAGAAGAAAAAGAUAAUUGGACUUUAUCAAAGACCUGGGGAGGCUCAGGCUUUAAAGGUUGGAAUUUACCUUCUGGAAGCUGGGCUAAGUAAACCAGAGUUUCUCAGCGAUGGAGGUGGAAGACCCAAAAAAGCUAAUCAGCUGAUUCAAAAACUCAUGGAAAAGUUCUAUAGUUUUUUAAUUCCAGAUGAGCUGGAGGAAGAUGAGGAAGAAUCUGACACGGAACUAGAGCGACAAAAUAUUGAAGAGCUUUAUGACUUUGUAAGGCACACCCAUCAGCAGGAUAUCCAGUUACUGAGAGAGGAUGUGCAGCACCCUGCAUUAAUUCCUAUUCUGAGGCCGUACCAAAGUGAGGCUGUGAACUGGAUGCUUCGCCGAGAGACGCUCACAAGCACUCCAAGCAGUGAAAAUGCACUGCACUUCUUAUGGCGGGAGGUCAUCACUCUGGAUGGAGUAAAAAUCUACUAUAAUCCAUUUACUGGCUGUAUUAUCCGUGAAUAUCCAGUCGCUGGACCCCAGUGGCCUGGAGGUAUUUUGGCAGAUGAGAUGGGUCUUGGAAAAACAGUAGAAGUGUUGGCUCUUAUUCUGACUCAUACCCGACCAGACAUUAAACAAGAUGAUAUGACAUUACCUGAGGGUAAGCUUGUGAACUUCUUUGUUCCACCUCAACCUUUAGAAGGAAAUAAAAAGAAAAAAACAAGGGAAAUGGAGCUUAAAUUGAAGGAAAAAGUACAAUAUCCCAGCUUACGAGUGAUGAUAUUAGCAGCUGUAAAGGAAAUGAAUGUGAAGAAAGGAGCAUCCAUUAUUGCAAUAUUUAAGUACAUCAGUGCUAUAUAUAGGUAUGACAUACAGAGAAAUAGACGACUUCUCAAAAGAACUCUAGAAAAAUUAAUUGCAGAAAAAGUAGUAGAGCGGGUCAAAGGACAUGGACUGGCUGGGUCUUUCAAACUCGGAAAGAAUUACAAGGAACAGAAGAAGCGAGAAAGAACCAAAGAGCAGAUAGCAAGGACUUCAGAAAGCAUUCAAAAGAAGCAGUUGAUUGACGAUAAAACUCAAACCAAAGAAUCAAGAAAUAGUGAUGUCACUUCUGAAAAUGUCCUUAAAACCCCUUUACGGGUUGAUAUUGCCAUGGAAGAACAUGAUUAUUGUACAACUAGCAAAAAUUACAGAAAAUCUGAAGCAGACCAUGAGAACUCUGUAAAAGAGAAUAAUGUUCAGCAGGAAGCUGUGGUCCCAAAGUCUUCUGAUUUGCCUGGCAGCCUCCUUGUCUCCACUGACGUGAGCAGUCAUCCUAACUUUGAUGUUUCUACAACUACAGCUGAUGUCCAGCAGGAAGUCCCAAAGGACCAGUCCUCACAUUCCCAAGAACAUGCCAGUAGUAGCAUACAACAUACCAGUUCUGUAUUUCCAUUUAAUACCUCUGAAUAUCGUUUUGAAUGCAUCUGUGGUGAGCUUGGAUUAGCUGACUAUAAAGCUCGUGUGCAGUGUCUGAAAUGUUAUUUAUGGCAGCAUGCAGAAUGUGUAAACUACAAAGAGGAAAACCUGAAGAUCAAGCCCUUCUACUGUCCCCAUUGCCUUGUGGCAAUGAAACCAGUUUCCACAGGAGCUACACUGAUAAUUUCUCCGAGUUCUAUUUGUCAUCAGUGGGUAGAUGAGAUCAACAGGCAUGUAAGAUCAUCUUCUCUUCGAGUUCUGGUGUACCAAGGUGUGAAGAAGCAUGGCUUUUUGCAGCCACACAUGUUGGCAGAGCAGGAAGUGGUUAUCACCACCUAUGAUGUCCUUCGCACCGAACUGAACUACGUAGAUAUACCCCACAGUAACAGUGAAGAUGGGCGCCGUUUCAGGAACCAGAAGAGGUACAUGGCCAUCCCAAGCCCCUUAGUAGCAGUGGAGUGGUGGAGGAUCUGCCUUGAUGAAGCACAAAUGGUUGAAUGCACUACGGCAAAGGCUGCUGAAAUGGCACUCCGUUUGAGUGGAGUCAAUCGCUGGUGUGUCAGUGGCACUCCUGUGCAGCGAGGACUGGAGGAUCUGUAUGGAUUAGUCCUUUUUCUUGGAGUUGACCCUUACUGGGUCAAACAUUGGUGGGACCAACUUUUAUAUCGACCUUACUGUAGGAAAAAUCCCCGGCCUCUCUACAGUCUAAUUGCCAAGAUAAUGUGGAGAUCAGCAAAGAAGGAUGUGAUUGACCAAAUUCAAAUCCCUCCUCAGACAGAAAAUGUACACUGGCUUCACUUUUCUCCCGUGGAGAGACACUUCUACCAUCGCCAGCACGAGGUGUGCUGCCAGGAUGCAUUGGCAAAACUCAGGAAGAUUUCAGACUGGACUCUUAAGCUUAGUAGCCUAGAUAGAAGGACUGUGACUUCUAUUCUAUACCCUUUGCUGCGGCUGAGGCAGGCCUGCUGUCAUCCACAAGCUGUUCGGGGAGAGUUCUUGCCAUUACAGAAAAGCACCAUGACCAUGGAGGAACUGUUAACAUCUCUGCAGAAGAAAUGUCGAACAGAGUGUGAGGAAGCUCACCGGCAGUUGGUGUGUGCUCUUAAUGGCUUAGCUGGUAUUCAUAUCAUUAAAGGAGAAUAUACAUUGGCUGCAGAGCUGUACAGAGAAGUGUUACGAUCAUCUGAAGAGCACAAAGAAAAGCUCAAAACAGAUUCUUUGCAAAGACUACAUUCAACACAUAAUUUGAUGGAAUUGUUGGCAAAGCACCCAGGAAUUCCCCCAACUUUGCGUGAUAGCCAACUUGCAGAAGAGGCAGAACAACUUCGACAGCAUUAUAUGAGUAAAUCCAAUGCAGAAGUUGCAGAAGCCCAUCAGGCCUUACAGCCAGUUCUUCAGACCAUUCGGGAGCUUCAGAGAAAGAUACAUUCAGGUUCUCCUUGGUGGUUGGAUGUCAUCCAGACAGCAAUACAGUAUGCCAUCGAUGAGGAGCUUGUUCAACGUGUGCAAAAUGAAAUAGCCAGCAACUACAAACAGCAGAUUAAUAAACUCUCCAUGGCAGAGAAAUUCCGUGACUGCAGAGGCCUUCAAUACCUGCUCACAACCCAGCUAGAGGAAGUGAAGAAAUUCCAGAAGAUUGUAAGAGAAGCAGUGAAAAACUUAGAAGGCCCUCCCUCUAAGCAGGUUAUUGAGGCUGCCACUAUCUGCCAUUUGCGACCUGUUAGACUUCCACUUAACAACUGUGUCUUCUGUAAGGCUGAUGAGUUGUUCACAGAAUAUGAGUCAAAGCUCUUUUCUCAUACUGUUAAAGGCCAAAUGGCAAUAUUUGAGGAGAUGAUAGAAGAUGAAGAAGGGCUCGUUGAUGACCGUUUGCCCACCACAAGUAGAGGACUGUGGGCAACCAGUGAAACUGAACGUGCCUUGAAAGCUGUUCUCUCCUUUGCCAAAGCUCACCGGAUGGAUGUUAAGCUAACUGAAGAAGGCAGCAUAUUUCUGGAACUCUUUGAAGCCUGGAAAAAGGAAUAUAAGUUACUUCAUGAAUAUUGGAUGGUACUUAGGGAUCACGUGUCUGCUAUUGAUGAACUGGCAAUGGCUACAGAACGGCUGAGAGUGCGUCAUCCCGAUGAGCCGAAACCAAAUCCACCAGUUCUACACAUCAUAGAACCACAUGAGGUAGAGCAAAAUCGAGUGAAACUUUUGAAUGACAAGGCAGUUGCCAAAUCACAGCUUCAAAAGAAAUUAGGACAACUUCUGUAUCUCACUAAUCUGGAGAAAUCUCAGGAUAAAACUACUGGAGGAGUUAACCCAGAACCAUGUCCGAUCUGUGCACGUCAACUGGGAAAACAGUGGGCAGUGCUGACGUGUGGACAUUGUUUUUGUAAUGAGUGUAUAGCUAUCAUUAUAGAACAGUACAGCGUUGGCACCCGUCGGAGCUCAAUUAAGUGUGCCAUUUGCAGGCAGACAACAUCUCAUAAAGAAAUAUCGUAUGUCUUCACUGCAGAAACUGCAAAUCAGGAGGAUGAUAUUCCUGUAAAGGGAAGUCACUCUACCAAAGUGGAAGCUGUGGUCCGAACACUGAAGAGAAUUCAAUUUAAAGAUCCAGGAGCUAAAUCCUUAGUUUUCUCAACGUGGCAAGAUGUGUUGGACAUAAUUUCAAAAGCUUUAUAUGACAACAACAUGAUUUUUUCUCAGAUCAAUGGAAUUAGUAAAUUUCAGGAAAAUCUCUCUGCAUUUAAAUAUGAUCCCAACAUCAAUAUUUUGCUGCUGCCUCUUCACACUGGUUCCAAUGGACUAAACAUCAUCGAAGCAACUCAUGUUCUGCUUGUGGAACCCAUUCUGAAUCCUGCACAUGAGCUACAGGCUAUUGGCAGAGUACAUCGUAUUGGCCAAACAAAAUCUACCAUUGUUCAUAGGUUCCUGAUAAAAGCAACAAUAGAAGAGAGAAUGCAGACUAUGCUGAAAACUGUAGAUAGAAGCCACACGAGCUCUUCCAUGAAACAGUCAGAAGCCUCAGUUCUGACAGUGGCAGAUUUGGCUGACCUUUUUACAGAGGAAACUGAAGAACUUGAGUAAAACAUUGGUUUGGCCUAAUGAAAUCAGAAAGUACCUGACAUAGUAAGCACCCGUAUAUAAUCCACUUGAUGUGUCAUUUCCUGUAAACAUCGUCUAACAUUUGUCCAUAACAGAGCUAUUGGAAAUCGAAAAGUCUUAAUUGUUACUGGUUUAUUCUGUGGUGAAAUUCCUAGCAGCACACGCUUCUGAUAGCACUGGAGAAAACUUGCACUUUGCACAUUAUACAAAAACAUGGAUUUUAUUCCCAAAGAGCACUUGAGCUGGAUGCUAAAACUGAGAUUUUGGACCCUUGGUUGAGAGGAUUUUUACCAUCAGGUUGAUUGGCUAGUAGCUCAGACUGAGAGCAAAACUUUGUGGGUGGUUGGGUGGGAAAGGGAAGCAGAAAAACACUAAAAUCUAAUUUUUUUUACUGUACAAAGAAAUGUUAGAAAGAAUGACUGUAAAUUAAUAUUCUUCUAGAAAGGGCUUGUUAGCAUUUAAUGAAGAGUUACUGAACAUCUUACUGGUAAUACUUUAAAUGACUAAUCUUUACUAAUAAUUUGGAUAUUUGUAUUAGGCUUUUUAGAUAUUCAUAAAGACUUGUGACAGUUAAAAAAUUCAUUGUUAAUGCUUACUCACUGCAAAAGGAUGAUAAUUAAAUUAUGCUUUUUGUAUGUGUGUUGGUCGGGUAAUCAGUUAAAUACUUGAACUUACUGUACAUGUUUUCACUUAUUAUUGAAGCCAUGGCUAAUUGAGUGCUUCGUUUAAAAAAAAAAAAUAAGUAAUGUAUUUGUUACAGAAUUUUUUAAAAAUUGUUUAAGCUGCUGAUUACUUCAUUUGACGUUUGUGUACAUUUUCUCACACUGAUUUAUUUUUUUUUUAAUCUAGUUCUCCCCCUUAAAGAUCCAACAAUCUAAAUAUUCAAACUAGAUGAAAUUAAGGUAGACAGUCUGAUUACUAGGUACCUAAUCUAAGUUAGAUAAUCAGUGGAGAGAGAUGAAACUUGUGAAACUUCAUCCUUAGAUAUGCAUGAUCACUCUACCCCAUCUCUAUUGACAGUAGAGAGUUUAGAAAACAAAUGUAGGCUAACUUUUAGAUUGCUGAAAGUAGGCAAGAUAAAUUGUAAGCUUUUUGGCAUAGGUUAUGGAUACACAUUUACAUAACAUGAUUUCUGAAGGUAUUACAGAAGCAAGCUCAGUUAUGCAGUUGAUGUUAAACAUAAUUUUGUGUUUAGAGACUGGGCAAAUGUGUAUGAAUAAGCAUCAGGCUACUUCCCUCAAAUUACAAUAUUUACUGUUUCAGAAGACAAUGGUUUAUGUAUUUUAAAAAUCUUACUUGAGGUUGAAAUUAAAAUGUGUCCUUUAAGAAAUUUCAUCUUAGAAUUUUUACUCUAAUUAUGUCUGCUAAAUAGAUUUGCAUAUUGAGCUUUUUGAGUUCUGUUUACAGUCAUACUUUGUUUGAGUUGCACCAUUUGGGUAUUAAGCCUAUCCACAUGGUAGACAAAUUUUCUGCUGCUGACAACAAAUGUGAGUAGAAUUUACAUGAAUAAUAUUGUAUCAAGAAGUGUUUUUUUGGCAUUUAUAGUCUGUUGUCCUUCUGGAACAAUUAGAUACUUUGUUCUAAAGACUAUUUGAGUAAAUUUACAGACAAUAUAUCUUUAUUUCCCAUAUUUGUAAUAUGUAUUAGUCUUACACAUUUUGUUUUGGAGAUUACUGAUUUUCUGAAGAUCACAGUUUGCAGCAAAGGAAAUAGAAUAGAUAGUAGACUUUUUAAAAAUUAUAUUGAUCAAAUGAUUUGCACAGAGGCUGUGACUUCUCCAUCCUUGAACGUAUUGGGAACUCAGAUGACCCUAAGCAACCUGAUCCAGCUUCAGAGUUGGCCCUGCUACGAGUGGUGUGUUGGACCAGAUGACCUCCAUGGAUCCCUUCCAGCCUAAAUUAUUCUACAGUGUACUGGAGAUCAUGCUGUACAGACACUCCAGGAACUCCGAGGGCAGCAACAUUCCGGUUUCCUCAUCAUCCUCAGAGAAUUUUAAUAUUGUACAACAAAAUGUGAUUGAACAAGGCGCUGCUGUUCACUCUGAGAAAUUAUAUAUCUAUGUUAAAAACUGUGGAAGCAUAUAGUGUUUACAUUCAUAGCUCCCAUUUUAAAUAAUUAGAUGUGGGAAUAAUAGUUGUUAGUGAAUGUUGAAGACAGAGAAGCAAACUGAAAAAUACCUGCUAUGAGAGGUUUCCCAAGCUCUGCAAGUUUUUGGCUUAUUUAUAUAAAGAUGGUGGUUUCAUUGUUUAUUUACAAAAAUAUGGCUUUUAAAUUCCUAACCAAAAGCAUAGCUUCUCAUCAAGCAGUGCAUGAGUCUUCAGUCCUGACAUUUUUUUUUUUUUAAUGCUUACAUAACAGCAUGAAAUGCCAGAGAUCUGGUUCUAGGCACUCUUCCAACUGCCCUGGAGUGCCAGGACCUCGAGCUCUGGAGGUAUAAUGUUAAAAUGUGUAUACUCACCAUGUUAAAGGGCUUCUUGAAAUUGGAAGGUUGAGCCAUUGGAGGAUAUAGACUGUGUUAGUAGUAAAAUGGAUCCUUCAAGUUUCACAUAAUACUAAGUACGGAGACUAACCUUAAAAAGUUAUUUUUAAAGAGAAACCAAAGUGUAAUUUAGUCCUUUUUGCCAAUCUUUGCAACUUUUAGUUUAUUUGACAAAAGUUUUCUUUCAGACAACUUAAGACCCCUCAUGAGGUGAACUCUCUUUUUUUUUCUUUUUUUCUUUUUCUGCUAAGGGUGUAGCUUGUAUGUCUGCAGUGCUUUUCUCAUAUCAAAGCACAGUAAGCCUGUUUUCACAGUGCUGCUAUGAUUUUGCUCUCUAUCAGGAGAAGAUUCUUUUGAAAGACAGUAUCUUAGCUGAGAAUAAGCUUUGCUCUACUGCAAAAGUUCCAAUAAUGUUCAUAGAAAUGGCAUUUUCCACAGAAGACAGAAAUAUAUAAAUACUGACUGCAGUGUUUACAUAAUAUUUGUGUGGAUAUACCCAGAGUCAUGUACCAAAUUCUCUUAUGUUCUCCUGCUAAAACACGUAAAUGUCUUCCAAGUUGACAGGAUUGUUUAUCCAGUGAAGUAGGUCCCUUUAAAGAUGAGGCUCUAAGUGAUUCUAAAGAACUCACUGCUGACCUUUCAUCUCUUUCAGUUCCAUGACAAAUAAUGUUUGGAGUUUUUUUGACUGGAGUUGGUAAAGCCUUCAGGACAGGUUCAUUUCCCUGUGUGUAAAAGUUCAGUGCCUUGUAGAACAGAGCUGUCAUGUUAUUUAGGUGUCUGUAAACACUUGAUGGAAAUUGUAGACUUCCUUGAACCACACAGUACGAUCGUGUUGGAAACUAAGGAGUGGAUUCCUUUGUAGUGUUAAAUUAAGCUCUGUGAAUUUCACCAUGGAUGAUUAAAUGAGUUUAUAAGUUAA
Messenger RNA from Tyto alba (common barn owl), 9532 nucleotides. It is a transcript of the gene SHPRH, whose product is annotated as SNF2 histone linker PHD RING helicase. Gene Ontology annotation, biological process: nucleosome assembly; protein polyubiquitination; DNA damage response. Gene Ontology annotation, molecular function: DNA binding; ubiquitin protein ligase activity; ATP-dependent chromatin remodeler activity. Gene Ontology annotation, cellular component: nucleosome; nucleus. The transcript is spliced from 30 exons. The record is from RefSeq and is a predicted model, not a curated record. The coding region runs from base 1032 to 6116 and encodes 1694 amino acids. Lineage: Eukaryota; Metazoa; Chordata; Aves; Strigiformes; Tytonidae.